This is a messenger RNA of Rhopalosiphum maidis (corn leaf aphid), 2101 nucleotides long. RefSeq names its product trichoplein keratin filament-binding protein-like. The coding region runs from base 234 to 1754 and encodes 506 amino acids. The record is from RefSeq and is a predicted model, not a curated record. Gene Ontology annotation, biological process: apoptotic process. The transcript has 11 exons. Gene Ontology annotation, cellular component: keratin filament. Lineage: Eukaryota; Metazoa; Arthropoda; Insecta; Hemiptera; Aphididae.
GACAAAGAAGCAUUGCAGAUUUUGCUCGACGGCUCAACGGAUCAUCACACCAACGCUUCUUAUUAAUUUAUACCUACUUAGGUAAAAUCUAAAUACAAAUCAUAUUAUUCAUAUAAACAAAUCAUCAGAACUGCGUGCACAAUUCGAUUGGAUAUUGCGUAACUAUUUUUGGUGUGGCGCUAUUGACAGAUCCAAGUGAAAGUGUGACCAGAAAAUAAUCAUAAAACAAUAUAAUGAGUCAAAAAAGCUGCAAUAACAACCGCCGGGCGAAUCCCGCAAAAAUGUACGAGGCAUUGCACAAGAAGCGUGCGGCCGAGUGCGAAGCCAGAGAACAAUGGGCCGGAGUGACGCAGUACUUCAAGACUUGGGAAAACAACUCGAACAAGUUCACGAAUUGGACUUCGCCGCAGUACUACAAAAAAAGUUCCGAGCUGCAAUUGGAAAUGCGAAGACGGGAACAGCAAAAACUCGAGGAAGAACAAGAAGAAUUGCAAAAGUGGCGCAAAAAAUUACGAGACAGACAGCUCGAGGACGAGGAGUUUAAGAAAGGGCAAAUGAAAAAAAAGCCCGUUCCACUGUCGCGGCCAAAUUCAGCCGGACAAAAAACGCCUUGUGAAGAAAUGGCAAUGGAACUAAAACGCAAACACGACGCCGUCACGGACAGGGAGAUCGAGUUGAGACUUCACGUACGAUCCAAAUCGUGCGAUCCUAAACAGGCUAAACAAUAUGUAAUGCGAGAGCGUGAGCGGUCGUCUGAAUCUUCGUGGGACGACCGGAUGAAAGAAAAAAAAUCGGCAGACCAAAAACGGCGAGAACGAUCGGAACAAGAACAGCGGUUGAACGAGGAACGGUCUGCGGCCGAUAGAUUGGCUGAAGAGGAAAAACACCGUACACGACAGGCUCGGGCGGCUCAAUUAAAAGACGAGCUUGUCGGUCGUGUAGCGGAAUUAAAAAAUCGUUCGGAUCGAUGUGACGAGCUUAAGAGAUUGGAGUCUGCAUACUUAUCAUUGCAAGGCCAGGUGGAAGAUGUAGAACGUUGUAAUGAGCAGUUAGAUCGAAAAAAGAUUCAAAGCUUAUCCAGGGCUAAAGCGCUUCGCCAGUACCUGACCACACUGAAGCAGAGGUCCAAGGAGGUGGUUGAGUUUUUGCGAGAAGACCGUAAGCUUCUAGAUGACUUGGUCUCAACUGUGCGCAGCUCUAAAGCUGCAUCUUCCAUUGACCUAGGUGGUAUGGUGGACGAGCUCAGAGACAUGUACAACCGAUACGAAGAUGACGAAAGCCAGCGACUUUACUUAAUGGAUUUUAUGUUUGAAGAAGAAGCUCGAAACAUGUGGCGGUCACAAGAGGAACGGUGGCGAAGAGAACAUACAUUACGUAAGACCGGAAUGGAAGACCUGUUUUCUGCGAUAAAAACCCAAUUGGAAGAGAAUAUUGACAAAUGUUUGGAUGAACAACGUAUGUUAAUCAGUGAACGAGAAGAAUUGAUCAGUAUCAUUGAAAAGGGCAAUGAUGAACUAAAACGAUUGGAAGCAGAGUCAGCUGAAUUCUAUGAACAGUAUCCAGACUACUGUAGCAGUGACAACAAUAACAAUAAUGGAGUACAAUCAUUGGAUUCUACAGACUAUAGAAAAUUUGAAAAGACAGCUUUGAAGGUAAUGGAUCGCGAACAAAAAUUGUUAGCAGAAAUGGCUCGAAUGAAUUUGUUGGAUGACCCCAAAUUAACAGAUCACAGAAGAAAGAAAUCAGUUUGGUAAAUUUACUACACUUUUUAAUUCACUUUUAAAUUUUAUAUGACUUGUAUAGUAACUAAUGUGUCUUUUUAUAUUUUCUCACUGACGAAAUAACUAUCGAUUAGUUUUUAAAUAGUCUCAAAGAAAUAUUAACAAUUUAGGUUUUUUUUAAUAGAAUUAUUUUGUUGUUUCAUCACUUUCAAAUAAUUAGUGAUAUAAGAUUUUAGUAACAACAGAUAAUAUUUUAAUUCUGUGCAAUAUGUUUUAUUUUUUGAACUUUAUUGUUAAACUUUUAUUAAUAUGUAAGAUUUAUUGUAAACAUUUAAAAUUUUGUUAUUUGGGAAAUAACGAGUACGUAUUUUAUGUGCAUA